Molecule: messenger RNA, 2128 nt
Organism: Oncorhynchus gorbuscha (pink salmon)
Lineage: Eukaryota; Metazoa; Chordata; Actinopteri; Salmoniformes; Salmonidae
Exons: 4
Coding region: 513-1172 (219 amino acids)
Cellular component (GO): plasma membrane
Source: RefSeq, a predicted model, not a curated record
CCUCCGAUCCUUCUCGAUACUCCUCUUCAGAAGAGGACGAGAUCCGUUACACCAUCACUUCACCCAUACUCUUUAUAUGCCCAUAUUUACAAGGCUAUGAGUGAUGAGGAUCACUUUUGCUUUUCAGAUGAGAUGAGUAGGAAUUUUCAGAUCGUCUUUUCAAAUCGUCUUAAAGUAGGAAUUAUAUCGCAUGCAUUAUAUUGAGUGUCAGCACAACUGGACAGUACAUUUUUACAAAAUGUUUUAUUUUUACAGUUAGUUUAAGUUCUGUAUUUCAGACUGGAUUUAUUCAGUGCUUCGGAAAGUAUUCAGACCCCUUUUGUCUUGGGGUGCCACUGUGUUCUUGGGGACCUUCAAUGCUGCAGACAUUUUUUUUGGUACCCUUCCCCAGAUCUGUACCUCGACACAAUCCUGUCUCGGAGCUUUAUGGAGAACUCCUUCAACAUCAUUGGCUUGGUUUUUGCUCUGACAUGCACUGUCAACUGUGGGACCUUAUAUAGACAGCGUUGUCCAUGUCGGAUGACUUUGGGUUCAGUGUGGCAGUGGUGUCCUCUAUCAUUAGCUGUGCCAUCAUCCUGCUCAUGUCCAUGGCCUUCAUCACCUGCUGUCUGCUCGACUGUGUCAAGGAGGAGGAAAGGAAAAAGGAGGAGAGGGAGACAGAUCUGUGGCACCAGCCAGAGCGAGCGGAGCAGGAGGAGAACAGGGCCUCUCACUAUGACCACAAGGGCAGAAACAACAAUAACAACACCCAGGAGAAGACACUGCAACAAUGGGACCACCAGGACCCUUCAAUGUGUGACCAAAGGAGACCCAGCUGGUGCCAUCAGUACCCCUAUGCUCUGACUGGUCCAGCCCCAGCCUCCACCUUCGGCCCAGCCCUCAACUCAGCUCCUCUCCCCUGCAGAGGCUACGACCAGCCCAUUCUUCUGCACAACUCAGGCCUGUACCGUAACCCAGGUCAACCAAACAAUCCAGGCCUACUUCAAAACCCCAUCCCACCCCAGUAUCCAGGUUCAACUCGGACCGUGGGGUACCGGAACCCAGAGGUACCCCCUGGCUCAGGCUUGGCCAGACUGUAUGUAGGACAGGAGGGCAGUGUGUCCGUGGUGAGCACUCCACUUCUGGAUGAGUGGAGUGCCCAGGAGCGCCCCAUACGGGUCAUAUCCGUGUGAGGUCACAACCAGGAAGUGACUGGACAUAGACCACAUGGGCAUGGAUAAACUCAACAUCAAUCAAGAAACAUGAUCCAAAAGGGAGAGGACCACCUCUAUGGGGACCACGCCUAUGUCAUUAUCAACCAGGCACCAAUGACUGAAUAAUUAGGGGGCGCUCAUAUAGUCCUGUUUUACUGUAUGUACAAGUGGGUAACCUGUACAAGUGUGAGGUGUGAAAUGGAAAUGUAUUUUUUGCAUAUCCCACUCCCCGAGACAUCCUCGGAGAGUGGGGUCACAGCCAGGCGAUCGGCCAUUAUUGACUGCAACCCUGGAGCAAUUAGGAUUAAUUGGCUUGCUCAAGGGCAGAAUGACAUAUUUUUACCUUGUCGGCUCGGGGAUUCAAACCAGCACGCCAGUAGCGGUAGACCAUUGAGUGACAAAGCAGCAUUUUUAGGUUGCAUCAGACAUGUGCCUUAAACGCAGACCCUAUCCCUCUGGACACUGCCAGAAGCCGAGAGUUGGUGAGGACAUUCAUUAUUCCAUAGGAAUCACUUAUUGUGUUACUGAUUGAUUUCACUUGUGUUCUUCCGGGAAAUGUACAGUAGUAAACAUGUUCAGUUCGGAAAUAUCCUGUAUCUCUGAGUUAUGAAAUCUAGUAGUUCUGCUUCUGGAAAGAAUCCUUAAAACGUUGUACAGUAUUCUGCAUUUUUAGGUUUGAUCCUACUGCUUUGUUGGAUCCAGGGAUAGCAUGUGUAGGGCUACAAUUCCCAAUCCUGUUGUGUAUAGUAUGUGAUGGUACUUCAUGGUACAAAUAACUGUUAAAUGUUAUUCUGUACUAUUGGAAUGAAAAGGGAAUUUUCUGAAGCUUUUUUAUAUUCCUAUACCCAACUGAUACUGACAUUGAUGGUACAUUAUGCAAGUCCCACUGCAGAUGGAUUGACAAUGAAUCAUUUAAUAAAUUCUACAUUCUUUAA